AUGUUGGAAACUCCGAUAUCCUCGACAUCUAGGAUGACCAGGACUAGUAUUGGCGGGAGCAGCAAUAGUUCUAUCAAAAGACGGAGCCUCAUACCACAGAAACGAAUAUCUACAGUUAGAAAUGAGGAGUGCAAUGAUGACGAUGCUGAACGCUCUUCAUUGGUGGCAUCUGAGCGCGCUAUUGUCACGUCCACGCCGCAGCAGUCACCACGGCGCGGACGCGACACCAUGUCAUCAUCGCCUCAGAAGGAGCAUUUCCAAGGAUGUCUUAAGCUUUAUGCGGAAAAUAAAAUUACUAAAGACAAUGCUUGGAAUCUGCAAUUAAUAGAUUUCAUGACGAACAUGCUGCGGCGACAUGACUCCCGCAUGGACAACUUGCAGACAGCCUCGACUGUGGUAGAUGCUUCGGCCCGGAUCUACUCCUUCAGAGUUGAUGCAGUGCACUAUGAUGUGUUGAAGAUGGCUGGAGGAUUGAGUAAAGCUGCACAGACAAAACGAGGUAAAAAAGAUGAUGAAAACGGUGUUCAAGAAGACGGUGCGGUAGAUAGUGACGCUGCCCCAGUAAAAAAAAAGAAGAAAAAAUCUAAAGGGGCUAUUGCUGCUAAUCCAGAAGUUUUUAAUGGAGAUUUUGAUAUCAAUGACUGUUUAGAUCCAUUCUUUGAGCGUCUAGCGGCUACACAGGGCGAUGUAACAUCAUCAAAUAGAGCAUUUAAUGCGACAUUACCUAUUCAAGACAAAUCCUUAGCCUUAAUAUUGAGAACUGACGACCGAUACCUAGAGGAAAUAAAGGAGAAUAUUCCAGAAGAAAUUAACCUCUCAGAUCGAAUCACCAUAUCAUCCAAAUUAUUACCCGCAUUUACUGACAAUGAUCAUAUAUGUGAACCAUUCACUGGUUUUUCUAUAUCUAACUGGGAUCCUGAUACUGAAGACAACGUUACCAGAGUCAAUAAUUGGGUAGAAGAUAAUCAACUAAAUUUAUCGCAACAAGCCCUUGCGUUUGACAUGAAUGCUGAGGUCGAGCCUAUACCGCUAGAUGAACCUAAUAAUGAUUUAUUUGAGGACGAGCCGCUGGGAGGCAUCGAGAGCGAGGAGGAGGCGGACGUGGCGGUGGCGGCGUGCGUGGCGCGCGCGGGGGCGGGCGGCGCGCUGGCGCGGCUCAGCGACAUGCGGCCCGCCGCCGCCGCCGACACGCGCCUCGAGUACUCCUACUGCGGCGCCAUCGUCGCCGCCUGGGCCGGGCCCUCGCACUGGCGCCUCAAGAACAACAGAGCAUCUAAAAUGACCGAACGCACUCAAUCGACGGCCGGCCGUCUUACAGUCGAAGGCAAGAAACCGCCUCGCAUGAAACGUCAGCUAGACUUCCUCGGUAUUGGCUUGUCGUUCGACUGUCGGUCAGACCCAGUCGGAGAGUAUGAGCCUACCCAGCCAGCAAAGAUCAUGAUCAGUAGGAAAACAUUGGCUACUGGACAUACAUGGAACGAAGCUAAUUUUAAAACCCCCAUUGAUAGAGGUUUAGACGAGUCACACUUCCGUAAGCUAUUCCUACGAACCAAAGUCAUGAUGCUACGUAAACGUGAUCUCGAACAGAGCAAGCAACCGGAACCGGAGCCCGUCACAGUGGAAGAAGCGAGAGACUACGAUUAUAAUAAUGAAAAUGAUGCCUCAUAUUGUCCUAAUAACAUACCAGACGGCGACGAUUGGGGCAACGAAGACGCUAUGGCCGCCGGUGAACUUCAUGAGCAAGUAAAAGCUGCUGAACCAGAAGAAAUUGGCGACAUGUUAGAACCUCCGACAAAGGUUGCCAAAAUCUUCAUUCCAUACGCAAUGAGAGCGAAAAAAGUGGACAUGAAGCAACUCAAACACUGCACUUGGAAAAUGCUUACAGAGAAGACUCCAGAAGGAGAGAAAGAUACUGUCUCAUCAACUACGUUUUUCUCAAUCUACUCAAGAUUGCCAAGCAAAUUGUCUUCCAACAUGCGCGAAUGUCUCAGUAUACCUAUCGCUUUGCUCUCAGUGCUCCAUUUGGCUAAUGAGAAAGGUCUCAUAUUAGAAAAACGUGAUAACCUCAAAGACAUAGGCAUUCUGGGUCUCAUAAAAUAA
This is a messenger RNA of Arctia plantaginis, 2100 nucleotides long. Lineage: Eukaryota; Metazoa; Arthropoda; Insecta; Lepidoptera; Erebidae. The record is from the annotation of a GenBank genome assembly.